AUGCGGUAUUAUCUGCAAGUGUUAGGUGUCGACUCGGUCGAUACAAGCCCAACUGUGCUCGUGCACUUCGACUCCCAGCGGUAUCUAUUCAAUUGCGGAGAGGGGACGCAGCGGUUCUGUCACGAACAUAAAGUGCGUCUGAGCAAAGUCCAGAAUGUGUUCUUCACUCGUGUCGCGUGGGAUUGUAUCGGUGGCCUACCUGGGAUGCUGUUGACACUGGCGGACGCAGGGACUGAUUCGCUUUGCUUACAUGGCCCGAGGAAUAUGACGCAUGCCAUGGCCUCCACCCGUCACUUCAUCUACAGAGAAGCUGUUGAUGUCACCGUUGUAGAGUACAUAGAAGCCCAACAGACAUACCAGGAUGAGAACUUGACGAUCUUCCCAGUCCAAAUCAAGCCGGAAUUGGUCGAGACGCGAGCUACUUUCGCAUCAGACGCAUCAGUCGCGGACGUUGCUGCGUCCGUGAAUCGGAAAAGGAAGAGCGAGGAUGAACUCAAUGACUAUGCAGCGAGAAGAGCCGUUUUGCAGAAAAUGUUUCCUGGAGGUCGGGGAUCGCAUCCCCUCUCAUCCCUCCCGGAACCGGCUCGGGAACCCCCCGUCUCAGCUCCCGUGCAUAUGGAGUUCCCCGCUGGGCCGGGACAGGAGGCUUACAUACAGCCGGUAGUUGAGAACACCCCCGGACAGGAGCCACAUACUGAGAUUGGGCGAGUGAAAGCGGCACGAUUACCAAGAACCAGGGAAGAUCCCACGAUUCUCGCUUAUAUCUGUCGGGGUCCGAAAGUCCCCGGCAAGUUCAAUGCAAAGGCUGCUAUAGCUUUGGGUGUCAAGCCAGGGCCAGAUUGUGGUCGACUUGCGAGAGGCGAAUCAGUUACCCUGGCGAAUGGGACGACGGUGGUUCCAGAUCAGGUGCUAGGCGAAGAAAAGCCAGGGGCCGUGUUCGUGAUUGUAGAGUGUCCGAGCAUAUCAUACAUCUCGCCAAUAGCGACGUCGCCGCAGCUUCAGGACAUACAAGGCGGCAAGGCACCGGUACGCUGUGUCGUGCAUAUCCUAGGACCGGGUGUUUUGGACGAUAUUCGCUACAAGAAUUGGAUGAAAAAGUUCAGCGAGAACACGCAGCAUAUCGUCAUAAGUCGCAAGCACAAUCCGGCCAGUGUUACAACUGUGUCCGCAGGGAAGCUACAAUAUCGGCUGAACAUGCUGGAUAACGAAAUCUUCCCGUUGCCGUAUAUCCCCGGUAUACCGAAAAAUGUCAUCGCUGCCGCUCCUUUAACGAACUACAUCCUCGAGCCGGCGCCUAAGCUGGAUUUCAGUGAAUGUUUGAAACCGCUUGACUUUCCUCACAUUCAAGCACAAGCAAAAAAACAGCUGGAGGGCUACAUCCUAAGCGAUGGAAACGAAAAUGGUGCAAGUAGGAAUGAAGAUGAAGAAGGCGUGUCUGUGAUCCCUUUGGGAACGGGCUCUGCUAUCCCUGGGAAGUACAGGAACGUGAGUUCCACACUCAUCAAACUGCCCGAGGGAAACAUUUUACUGGACGGCGGCGAAGGCACCCUUGGUCAGCUUUACCGGCACUUUGGUCCUGAUGGGUUGGACACGGAGAUUGGCAAGUUGCGGCUGAUCUUUCUCUCGCACUUGCAUGCCGAUCACCAUCUGGGACUCAUUAGAAUCAUCAAGCAUUGGUUUGAGCUUCGAGAUCGAGGCCACCCAUCGCCACUGAUUAUCAUUGCCCCAUAUCGCUUCAACGAGUUUCUGGAAGAGUACGGGGAUUGCGAAGAUUUCGGCGGAGGCCAUGUAAGCAUGGUCAAUUCUGAGCUCUUGAGGUGGAAUAGGGAAACGGGCGAAGUCUUCAUUGGGGAGGAGAACUCGGCGAUUCAACGCCUCAAAGAGAUCCUCCACCUUCAGUCUGUUGCCACAGUGGGGGUCCACCAUUGUCCAAUGGCAUAUGGUCUGGUCCUGAAGACCCACGCUGGUUGUAAACUCGUGUUUUCCGGCGACUGCCGUCCAUCCGAGGAUCUGGUGGAAGCUGGCAAAGAUGCGACAAUCUGUGUCCAUGAAGCAACCCUCGAAGAUGGGAUGCAGAAAGAAGCCGAGGAGAAGAGGCAUUGUACGACCGGCGAAGCUCUUGAUGUUGGGAAAAGAAUGCGUGUCCGGCACCUCCUCCUCACGCACUUUUCGCAAAGGUAUCCCAAAAUCCCCGUACUGCCAAAUUGGACGUUAUCCAACGGCAAAAGCCAGGAGAAUCGAGCUCCGGCCAUGAACGUGGGAAUCGCCUACGAUCUGAUGCGCGUGGACUUGGACAAGUUCCAUAGAUUGCCCAAACUGCUACCGGGGCUCCAGAAGCUGUUCCCCAGCGACGGUACUGAGGACGGUGACGAUUCUGCGUCUCUCAGGUCCUCGUGA
Fimicolochytrium jonesii is the source of this 2397-nucleotide messenger RNA. Its product is annotated as beta-lactamase-like protein. Gene Ontology annotation, molecular function: 3'-tRNA processing endoribonuclease activity. The transcript has 12 exons. The record is from RefSeq and is a predicted model, not a curated record. Gene Ontology annotation, biological process: mitochondrial tRNA 3'-end processing. The coding region runs from base 1 to 2397 and encodes 798 amino acids. Gene Ontology annotation, cellular component: mitochondrion. NCBI's taxonomy places the organism in Eukaryota, Fungi, Chytridiomycota, Chytridiomycetes, Spizellomycetales, Powellomycetaceae.